Rotaria sp. Silwood2 is the source of this 3291-nucleotide messenger RNA. Lineage: Eukaryota; Metazoa; Rotifera; Eurotatoria; Philodinida; Philodinidae. The record is from the annotation of a GenBank genome assembly.
CCCACGCUCACACACACGCACAUCCAAACCCACACUCACACACCCACACCCUCACCCACCCACACCCACACCCACACCCACACCCACACCCUAAAAUCUUGAUAUAAUACAUAAAUAUGAAUUUGAUUUUUUAAUAUUGGUAAAAAGGUUAAAGUAGACAACUUGUAUUGAAGAAUUAUCUAGAAGAAGAAUGAUCUAAAUCUAAUAAAUAGAUUUAUUUCACUAAUAUCUACAAAAUUGUAUUUUUUAUAGUGUCGCAUAAUUAAAAUGAUGAAGACAAAAGGGUUCUAAUAUUACAAUUUGCAAUUCAACAUCUUUUUCAGUAAAGUUUUUUUUCUCUCUUUCCUCAUCAAAGAAUUACGUUAUGUUAUCUUUAUUUUCUUCUUUUAUUCUUAUUUUUUUAUUUCUUUUAUUUUUUUGAUCGUCUGUGUUUUUGUCCGACUUUGUUUUAUUGUCUCAUGUGCCUGAACAUCUAAUGCAGAGCCCUGAGGAGUGUUUUAAUAUUUCAAUAAAGAACAUGAAACGCGUUGGCAAAUUAAAAUCUGCAUUUCUUAAAAUUAUUUCUUUUCUGUCACCAGUCACAAUAAAUUAUUAUUUAAAAAUUCAUCUAAAUCUCGACAAAAUAAUCGAUUGCUGGAAAGUAAACGUGGAGUACAAGCAGAUUGUAUUUGUCUUUUCCUCAAGGUAGAUAUGGCAGUCUUUCUCUCGAUUGACGCCCACAUCCACAUCCCACACUCACACCCACCCACACUCUCGUAGAAUUCCGACUACUUGCACAUUAAAAGGAUCUUUGAAUUAUGCUGAUGAAUUUGUUGAUGGCACAAAGUAAAGACCUUCGUGAUACCGUUAUUGUCCAUUAUGAAAAUGGGAUGAAAACCUUCACAAACGAGAGCAUAGAACCUUUUGGUUCGCCUACAUCGUCUUCUGAAUUAUUUGUGUACCAUAGCCAAGCCAUUUUUAUUAAAUCGUUGCAUCCAAUGGUGGGUUGUAACAUGAUGCACCUUAUUAGUCACCAUACUUGAAAUUUUUGAAGCUUUUCCUCCGAUUUUCAUAAUAGGCAAUAACGGUAUCGCGAAGGUCUUUAUAUUUUGCCGUCUAAAACAUUCAUCAUCACAAUUCAAAUAUAUUUUCAAUGUAAAAAUGGGGUAGAUCCCGCGACGCCUGUAAAAGAAACCAAUUAAAGAUUUAAUGAUUUGUUGGUGGCGACAUAUAUACAAAAUAAUGAAUGCUAGGGUGUGGGUGGGUGGUAGUCUGACUUUGAAUAUAGAGAACACCAACAUCCACUAAAAAGUAAUAAAAGGCAAUAAUAUUCUUGUUUUCUCUAAGUCAACACAAAAAAUGCUUGAUUUUCCCUAAGGACAACAAUUUUGAUUUGUUCCUCAUUCAAAACAAAUAAUAUCUAUCAAUGCACAAUAUAUAAAAAUCUAAAAAGCGAAUUUCGAAAGAAUAACUUCGAUCAUUUUGUGUUAGAGAAAUAUUUUGAUUAAUCUUGAGCAAGAAUUGAAUUUUUUAGUUGAACAGGCUGUAAAUUUUAUUGUUAACAAUGGCAUUGGGAGUUUCAUACUGUCAUUUCAGUGAUUUUUCCCGGUAGCAUUUAAUAUUACGACAAUUGUCUAUGAUGAGAACUGAGAAAGGAGAAUUUCAUGAUUAUAAUCCAGCAGCCAUUGAAGGUAUUUUGUAAAUCUUGAUAUGAAAUCACUACGAAAAUAUUAUUGUAUUUUUGUAGUACAAUUCUUAUUGCUUACAGAAAUCUUAUGUUUAAUUGAUGAUCAGAAUAUUAUUUUGAAAAAUAUAUAUAUUUACUCUCUUUAUCAUUUAUUUAGAACUCAAACAUUUGGCUAAAAUUUCGUAUCUUCAUAACAAUUUGUGAAAUUAACCCAAUAACACUUUAGUAUUGCGCUUCGCAUGUUAAUCGUGGCAUAAUGUUUAGUAAUCAAGAUGAAUCAAUUGUCAUAAGAGAAUUGAUUCAAAUAGGAUAUUAACGGCCAAUACGAAAUAUGAAGCUUCAAUCAAAUCUUUGAGGUUGUUGUUAUUUUGUUUUCGUGUAAUUAAUUCGAAUAAAAAACUCUCUAUAGAAUUUCACAAUAUCUACAAAAUAAAUCUUUUUAAUUUUUCAUUCGUGUUUAUCAAACAAUGAAAAUUAUUUGUAUAGUUAGUGUUGCUUUUAUGUGAAAACAUUUGACGAGUGUCUUUCGAUUUCGACUUUUCUCAGAAAUAUUCAUUGCAUUGAUCAUGCUAAACAGAUUUUUUAUAAAUAAUAUCCGUUUACAUAACAGACUUCUUCGACUUAUAACUAAUUUUAAGAAGUUAAGUUCGAAUGAUUUUAAUCGAGUUCUACAUAAAACCAUUGAAAAUUCUACAAAAGAGUUUUAAUUUCAUCUAUAAUGGCAAACAUCAACAGAUUGAGUGUUCGAUAUCUCAAACCUUCCAUCGCCAGUAUCGAUUUUGAUUCUGUUUUGCUCUCAAAAUUGAGUUUAACAAGCUCACAUUGCAGGGAAAGAAAUCUCCUUUAGUUUGAUGCAUUGUUUUGAAGCUUAAAUUUCUAUUGGCUGUGGAUUUUUCCACGAUGGCACGUAAAUACACAACGAUAAACUUUGAUGAUGCAAGAAUUCUUUUAUUGACAAAACAUAGAACGAACUCAAAUAGUGUUGACAUGUGAUGUUGUCAAUACUCUUUCAUUUGUUUUUUUAUUCUAUAGAAGGUCUUUACAUGGCGACAGCUACACAGGGAACAAUUUGUGUCAAAUGCAAGAAAACAAAAGGCAUUGUAACAUGUAAAGGCUGUUCGAAAGAUUUUUGUCUUGACCACAUCAACGAACAUUAUAGUGAAUUAAACGAGCAAUUAGGUAAAACUGAAGAUCAGUUUAAUGAGUUCAAAAUUGGAAUCGAGGAACAAAAAGCAGAUCCUCAAAAACACGAAUUAACGAAACAAAUUGAUGAAUGGGAACGCGAAUCAAUCGAAAAGAUUCGACAAGUGGCCAAUGAAGUUCGCCAUGAACUCUCAUCGUGUGUCAUCAAAUUUGUCACCAAUCUCGACCUUAAAUUGAAGCAUUUGACAGAACAACUCAUUCAAAAUCGUAAAGACAAUGAUUUUGCUGAUCCAGACAUUCAGUUUUUCAAUGGAGAACUGAAGCGAUUGAAAGAUAUUCUCAGCAGUCCACCAGAUUUCAAACUUGAAUACGAUUCAACAUCUUUUAUCAAUAAAAUUCGUCUUAAAACGAAAGGUAAACCUUGUGUUCUAGCCGAAAUCGAAAGAAUUCACAGAGUUUUUUCAUCUUGUUUUCUCGGUUAA